AUGCAUAAAGAUAGGAGACAAUGGAGAAUUUCAGAUGAUUUUAAACUCAAGGAGCUUGUGGCUGUUUCUGGCACUCGAAACUGCAGCACAUUGGAGAGAAAAUGCAAGUUCCAGCCUUCCAGAGUGAGAUGGUUUCAUACGCUUGAUCCAAUGAUCGACAAAGAAGCUUUCAGCUCAGAUAGAAUACAUCAAGAGACUUUAAAGACUCAAGUGUCCCAACAUAUCCUUUUUGAUGUUGCAUUGCAGGGACCAGCAUCUAAUGGAUCUGGAGAAAACGAUGCAUUAAUGGGAGUGACACAUGAAAAGAAGAAAGAGAGGAAACGUUGGACACCUUCAGAGGACUUGCAACUCAAAGAGCUUGUGGCUGUUUCUGGUCCUCAAAACUGGAAGCAAAUUGGAGACAAAAUGCUAGGGAAAACAGGCAAGAGUUGCAGAAUGAGAUGGGUUGGUUAUCUUGAUCCAAAUAUUAAUAAGAAAGCUUUCACUGAUGAAGAAGACGCAAUACUACUUGCAUGUCAGAAAAAAAUGGGGAACAAGUGGUCUAAGAUAGCUAAGAUUCUCUCUGGAAGAACUGACACUGCCGUGAAGAAUCAUUGGCACAAACUCAUGAAUAGAGGAAAGCACUAA
This is a messenger RNA of Capsella rubella, 627 nucleotides long. Its product is annotated as transcription factor MYB105. The record is from RefSeq and is a predicted model, not a curated record. The transcript has 4 exons. Gene Ontology annotation, biological process: regulation of DNA-templated transcription. NCBI's taxonomy places the organism in Eukaryota, Viridiplantae, Streptophyta, Magnoliopsida, Brassicales, Brassicaceae. Gene Ontology annotation, cellular component: nucleus. Bases 1 to 627 code for a protein of 208 amino acids. Gene Ontology annotation, molecular function: DNA-binding transcription factor activity, RNA polymerase II-specific; RNA polymerase II cis-regulatory region sequence-specific DNA binding.